Aspergillus mulundensis is the source of this 804-nucleotide messenger RNA. RefSeq lists its product as uncharacterized. Bases 1 to 804 code for a protein of 267 amino acids. The record is from RefSeq and is a predicted model, not a curated record. Lineage: Eukaryota; Fungi; Ascomycota; Eurotiomycetes; Eurotiales; Aspergillaceae. The transcript has a single exon.
AUGUCGGACCAUACCAUAAUUGCCGUUAAGCAUCAGUCUGGGACGAGGUACGAUUCUUGCUUCAUCCUGGGGGACAACGAAGUUCCAUAUGUCGUCUGGUUCGAAGAUGCCGUCCUUCUCUAUGGUGUCCCCACUGUGGUCUUUGAUCUAUACAUCCUUGUUCCAGACCUCGGUGUAGCCUCUAGAUGCCUCAUCAAAGCUGGAUGGGCCCUGGAUACGGAGUCACCACGUCGAAUUGGAGAUGCCGAAGUGGAUAUCCCACAAAUCCCACUGCUAUGUCCUAAUGGCGCGACUAAAACUGUCCUGCUUCUGGCGUCUGACUGGAAGGUUUCUUUAACAGCCAGUUCACCCUUUGAUCAUGUAUCUCUGACGCUUGCCUCGAUGGUUGACGGUGUGCGGAUUACGGAACGAUUGCCAGACAAAACGGCGUCCUUCCCCACAUUACCAGGACUACUCGAUGCCCUGAUUGAGAGUUGGCUAGAUGGUCCUAGCAAUCACAAUGUAUUGCAUCAUCUGGCCAUUAUGCUCAACUACCUUUACGCAUAUGCUCUUGCCCUGAAAGAGGCAUCCUUUGCUGACCAGCUAAGGUAUGAACAUCGCCAGUUUCACUAUGAUUUGCUGUCUGGGAUGGAUUCGUCGACAUUGCUUUUCAGAGAGCACGAACGUAAGAUACGAGAAGCACUCCUCGUGGGCGAGUAUAAAUUGCAGCGAUGCUCAGCACCGGACAGCAAGGACCUUUUUCCGAGUUGGGAAGGCGUUCGCUUACCAGACCCUCCAGAGGGAGAGUUUCGCUCGGCUGAUUGA